CAUGACAAUUUAACCCCAGCAUAUAUUUAAAACACUAAAACACCCCCAGAUUUAAUUAUGCAAGAUUGAUUAUUCUUAAUUUUCUUCUGCUACUCUCCGGUCAUCUUCGAUCCUCUCAAUCGCGAAACCCUAGUUGUGAAGAUCGAGAAUGAGUCAGCCAUGUGUAGUUCUCGCAACAGCGAGCUACGAUCACACGAUCCGAUUCUGGGAAGCCGAGAGCGGUCGGUGUUACCGUACCAUUCAGUAUCCUGACUCGCAUGUGAAUAGGCUGGAGAUAACCCCAGAUAAGCGUCAUCUGGCAGCAGCUUGUAAUCCUCAUAUACGUCUCUUUGAUGUCAAUUCCAACAGCCCUCAACCUGUGAUGACUUAUGAUUCACACACCAACAAUGUUAUGGCAGUGGGGUUCCAGUGUGAUGGGAAAUGGAUGUAUUCUGGAUCAGAGGAUGGUACUGUUAAAAUCUGGGACUUGAGGGCUCCAGGUUGCCAAAGAGAGUAUGAGAGUGUUGCCGCUGUUAACACUGUUGUUUUACACCCAAAUCAGACUGAGUUGAUAUCUGGAGACCAAAACGGCAAUAUACGUGUAUGGGAUCUCAGAGCAAAUUCGUGUAGCUGUGAACUGGUACCAGAAGUUGAUACACCUGUACGCUCUCUAACGGUUAUGUGGGAUGGGACUAUGGUUGUUGCUGCUAACAACCGUGGAACAUGUUAUGUUUGGCGCUUGUUGCGCGGAAAACAGACGAUGACAGAGUUUGAGCCACUUCAUAAGCUGCAAGCUCAUAACGGCCACAUCCUUAAAUGCUUACUCUCUCCUGCAAACAAAUAUCUAGCGACUGCAUCAUCUGAUAAAACUGUCAAAAUAUGGAACGUCGAUGGUUUCAAACUAGAGAAAAUUUUAACAGGUGAGCUCCCCCAAGUUUUUGUAGAUAAACUUUUCUCAUUCUCCAUUGCUCUCUUACACUCUCAUCAACCUUAUCUAACAGGACACCAAAGAUGGGUAUGGGACUGCGUCUUCUCAGUGGAUGGAGAGUUUCUUGUAACAGCAUCAUCGGACAUGACGGCUAGGUUGUGGUCUAUGCCAGCGGGAAAAGAAGUCAAGGUGUACCAAGGUCAUCACAAAGCCACCGUGUGUUGUGCCCUCCAUGAUUAAAAACAUGAAUUAUUAGUCAAACAAACUAAAUAAAAAAAACAGAUAAUCAUUUCUCUCUUUUGUGUGUUUAGGAAACUCUUGUACAUUUGUAUCAGAUUCAUCUCAAGUUUUAAACCUUUAAUUGUUAGUUUCUUA
This is a messenger RNA of Brassica rapa (field mustard), 1282 nucleotides long. RefSeq names its product target of rapamycin complex subunit LST8-1. Lineage: Eukaryota; Viridiplantae; Streptophyta; Magnoliopsida; Brassicales; Brassicaceae. Gene Ontology annotation, cellular component: TORC2 complex; TORC1 complex. Gene Ontology annotation, biological process: regulation of actin cytoskeleton organization; TOR signaling. Gene Ontology annotation, molecular function: protein binding. The record is from RefSeq and is a predicted model, not a curated record.